Molecule: messenger RNA, 1957 nt
Organism: Neomonachus schauinslandi (Hawaiian monk seal)
Lineage: Eukaryota; Metazoa; Chordata; Mammalia; Carnivora; Phocidae
Gene: SERPINC1
Product: serpin family C member 1
Exons: 7
Coding region: 1-1539 (512 amino acids)
Biological process (GO): regulation of blood coagulation
Molecular function (GO): serine-type endopeptidase inhibitor activity
Source: RefSeq, a predicted model, not a curated record
AUGUUUUCCAGUGGGAUAGGAACUGUAGCUGCUGGAAAAAGGAGGGCAUGUCUUCUGUCCUUGCUGCUCAUUGGCCUCUGGGGCUGUGUGACCUGUCGCUGGAGCCCCGUGGAGGACAUCUGCACAGCCAAGCCUCGGGACAUUCCUGUGAAUCCCAUGUGCAUUUAUCGGUCUGCAGAGAAGAAGGCAGUCGAGGAUGAGGGCGAGGAGCAGAAGAUCCCCGAGGCCACCAACCGGCGAGUCUGGGAACUGUCCAGAGCCAAUACGCGCUUCGCCACCGCCUUCUAUCAGCACCUGGCGGACUCCAAGAAUGACAACGAUAAUAUUUUCCUAUCGCCCCUGAGUAUCUCCACAGCUUUUGCUAUGACCAAGCUGGGAGCCUGUGACAACACCCUCAAGCAGCUGAUGGAGGUUUUUAAGUUUGAUACCAUCUCCGAGAAGACGUCUGAUCAGGUGCACUUUUUCUUUGCCAAACUGAACUGCCGACUCUAUCGAAAAGCCAACAAGUCCUCUGAGUUGGUAUCGGCCAACCGCCUUUUUGGAGACAAAUCCCUUACCUUCAAUGAGACCUAUCAGGACAUCAGUGAGGUGGUGUACGGAGCCAAGCUCCAGCCCCUGGACUUCAAGGAAAAUGCAGAGCAGUCCAGAAUGUUCAUCAACAAAUGGGUAUCCAAUAAGACCGAAGGGCGUAUCACUGAUGUCGUGCCACAGGAUGCCAUCAACGAGCUCACGGUCCUGGUGCUGGUCAACACCAUUUACUUCAAGGUACUCAAAAUGGCCCUGGAGAGACCCAGAGGACUUCCUCUUGUCCUCCAGCUCACCUCAUUCUCCUAUGGAGGGUUUUGGUCUUCUCGCUGUGAUUCUCCCACUUGCUGUCUCCCUCCCCCAACCCCCGCCAACCCCCAGGGCCUGUGGAAGUCAAAGUUCAGUCUUGAGAACACAAGGAAGGAACUGUUCUACAAGGCUGAUGGGGAGUCGUGUUUGGCGUCCAUGAUGUACCAGGAAGGCAAGUUCCGCUAUCGGCGAGUGGCCGAAGGCACCCAGGUGCUCGAGCUGCCCUUCAAGGGUGAUGACAUCACCAUGGUGCUCAUCCUGCCCAAGCCUGAGAAGAGCCUGGCCAAGGUGGAGCAGGAGCUCACCCCAGAGAUGCUGCAGGAAUGGCUGGAUGAGAUGGCAGAGACCCUGCUGGUGGUCCACAUGCCCCGCUUCCGCAUCGAGGACAGCUUCAGUGUGAAGGAGCAGCUGCAAGACAUGGGCCUUGUGGACCUGUUCAACCCUGAGAAGUCCAGGCUCCCAGGUAUUAUCGCAGAGGGCCGGAGCGACCUCUAUGUCUCACAGGCAUUCCAUAAGGCCUUUCUUGAGGUCAACGAGGAGGGCAGCGAAGCUGCAGCAAGUACUGUCGUCAGCAUCGCCGGCCGUUCGCUGAACUCCAGCAGGGUGACCUUCAAGGCCAACAGGCCCUUCCUCGUUCUCAUAAGGGAGGUUGCUCUGAACACUAUCCUCUUCAUGGGCAGAGUGGCCAACGCUUGUGAUCACUGAAGUGUUCUUUAUUUUUUGUACCUCUUCCUAUUUUGGUUUGUGACAGAAGUAAAAAUAAACACAACUACUCCCAGUUAUGAAUGGAUUUUGCCACAUGAAGUGAAGACAAGGGGAGGAGAAAUGGAUAGAGAUGCUGGUGGGCAUUUGGUCAAGCGAGCACUUUCAAUUGUUCUCUACCAGUGAGCACACCUGGGUCAGGAAAGUGAAGGAGGGGGGCGCCUGGCUGGGUUCAGUCAGCUAAGCCUCCCACUCUCGCUUUCAGCUCAGCUCAUGAUCUCAGGGUCGUGAGAUCGAGCCCCGAGGCCCACACAGGGCUCUGCACCUGGCAGAGUCUGCUUCUCUCUCUCCCUCUGCUCCCCCACCUCCACGCUCGCUGUGCACAUGCUCUCUCUCUUAAAAUAAAUAAAUAAAAUCUUAA